GCCAUUGUGUAGCCUGCCACCCUAAUCCUAGUCACUGCUGCUGCUAUAACAGCCCCACACCAAGAACAUGAACAAGUUGCUGCUUUGGGCCUCUGUCCUCACCAGCCUCCUGGAAGCCUUUGCUGAGACAGACAUGAGUGGAAAGGUGUUUAUUUUUCCUAAAGAAUCCAAUUAUGCUCAUGUGAGCUUGAUCACGCAGCUGGAGAAACCUCUGCAGAACUUCACCGUGUGCCUUCGUGCUUACACUGACCUUUCCCGCACCUAUAGCCUCUUCUCCUACAGCAUCCAGACCAAGAGCAAUGAGAUGGUCAUUUUUAAAACUAAAAUUGGAGAGUAUAACUUUAUUAUUGGGGGUGACAAUAUUUUCUUCAAGGUAUAUGAGCCUUUCCCUGCCCCAGUGCACAUCUGUGCCAGCUGGGAGUCCUCUUCAGGCAUUGCUGAGUUCUGGGUCAAUGGGAAGCCUUUGGUGAGGAAGGGGUUGAGGCAGGGUUACUCCCUGGGAGCUCACCCAAAGAUUGUCCUGGGGCAGGAGCAGGAUUCCUAUGGAGGCAAGUUUGACAAGAGCCAGUCCUUUGUGGGAGAGAUUGGGGAUCUGUACAUGUGGGACUCUGUGCUGUCCCAAGAAGAUAUCCAGCUUGUGUAUGAGGGUAUCUACAUCAAACCCAAUGUCCUCGACUGGCAGGCAUUGAACUAUAAGAUGCAGGGUUAUGUGGUCACCAAGCCCCAUACGUGGAGUUAAAGUUCUGCUUCAAGAGGAUGAAGUUACUGGAAAAGAAGCCACCAAUAAGAAAGACCAGCUGUGGAGACAAUUACACUUUGUGUCUUAUGGCUAAAGCUCUGUUUUCUUUCAAUUUCCUAUCUGUUGAACUGCUUAAUUUACAAUAAAAGCACAAUGCCUCCUAGUA
This is a messenger RNA of Lemur catta (Ring-tailed lemur), 905 nucleotides long. Its product is annotated as serum amyloid P-component-like. The transcript is spliced from 2 exons. Gene Ontology annotation, biological process: innate immune response. Bases 68 to 739 code for a protein of 223 amino acids. Gene Ontology annotation, molecular function: complement component C1q complex binding. The record is from RefSeq and is a predicted model, not a curated record. NCBI's taxonomy places the organism in Eukaryota, Metazoa, Chordata, Mammalia, Primates, Lemuridae.